GCUUUGGCUUCACUUUCAUUUCGGUCUUAUUUCGAUGAAGCCUUUUGGGAUAUUACGCCCAUUCUAAAUUUGCAAAUUAUCUCAAUGAUCGUUUUGCAUGGCACUGGAAAACUUGCCUUAAUUGCAGCGGAUUGUGUGUGUGCAUAAGAGGGGAGAGUGUACUGAGUGAUUCAGCAGUGACAUUCGCUUUUCAAAACGCGCUGGAAGUAAAAAUAAAAACUGGCAAGGAUUUCACUUUGAGUGGCUCUCUUACCGGCAUCAAUUUGAAAAUAUCAAAAACUAGUUCAAGGCUGCCACCAGAGAUCGAUACAAACGCAGUUGCAGAUUGAGCUUUCGAUCUCAAGUCUCCUCAAUGCCCGACAUGGAGCUAUCGCUGUCACCAAAAGAAACGGAGGUCCGUCCCAACACCAUUCCGGAUUUAAAAGUAGACGCUACAUUCCGAAAAGUUGCAAAAAAUUCUAUAACAUUUGCGCUAUGGAAAAUCGAUGAGGAUCGUCUGGAGGCUGUGAACCGAACGCAGUAUGGAACCUUUUAUGAUAAUUGCGCCUACAUCGUUUAUGCAGCUAGCUUGGCGGGUCAUUAUGCCAACCACGAGACCAUCACACGCGAACAGAAGCCGAAUGUUACGCUGGAGCGAUAUAUCCACUACUGGUUAGGCGGAAAUGUCAGCGAACAGAAUCGCUCAAAUGUGGUGCACAAAAUCCAAGAGCUGGACUCUUAUCUUGGAAAUGUGGCCUCCAUUUAUCGGGAGACACAGAGUCAUGAGAGUGCCAGAUUUCUGUCCUACUUCAAAAAGGGUUACGACAUACGCUCAGGAUCUCUGAUAACCGCUCCUUUGCGGCCACGUCUCUAUCAGUUGCAUUCCCGCAAAUGGCUGCGAUCCAUUGAGCAUGCCACCAUUGAUUGGUCGCACUUUAACUCUGAUUACAUAAUGGUACUGCAAACGGAUAGCCUGAUCUUCGUAUGGAUCGGUCGCUCCAGUUCGGGAAUCGAACGAAGAAGUGCCCUUGCAUGGGUCCAAAAGCAUUCGAAUGGAUCUCCCAUCACCGUAGUGGACGAUGGCUACGAACAGGCCAUGUCCCCGGAGAAUAAAGAUUUGUGGAACUCUCUGUUGCCGCUGAAGAAGCGAAUGGUGUGCCAGGCCAGCCAGUUGGUCAGCGAAUACACCGACUACAAUAGCAACAAAUUCCGAAUCUACAAGUGUAAUCAGCGCGGACGACUUCAUUUGGAUCAACUGGACGUUGGCAUGCCGGCCAAGGAUGAUCUAAGCGAUGCCCAUGGCGUGUAUUUGCUGGAUAACUACGGCCAGAGCGUUUGGCUAUGGGUUGGAGCUCAGGCACCGCAAGCAGAUGCCCUUUCGGCCAUGGGAAAUGGCAGGGCUUUUGUUAAAAAGAAGAAAUACCCGGAUAACACACUGGUGGUGCGCGUUCUGGAGGGUCAUGAGCCAGUGGAGUUCAAGCGGCUAUUCGCUAACUGGCUGAAUGUGUGGCAUGAGAACUCACGCAGCCAUAAGCCCGUUUCCACGAAGUUGGGAAAGCUCGAUGCCCACUCUCUGUGUGAGCGUCCGAAAAUGGCAGCGGAUACCCAGCUGGUAGACGAUGGCAGGGGAGAGCGAGUACUCUUUCGCAUCCUUGGCGAUCAAGUGCAGGAGGUAGCAGCCUCCAAGACGGUGGUUUUCACCACCAACGCCAGUUAUGUAGUCAAGUACACGGUGCAGUGUGCCACUGUUAUACCCGCUGACUUGGCAUCGGUGGGCAUAAAAUCGAUCAUUUACCAGUGGAACGGUUCGGAGGCCUCAUCAGAAUCAAUUGCCAGAGCGGACAAGUUCGCCAGAGCCAGCUUCGAGGCUCUCAAAGAACCCGGAAUGUUCGUGCAGCUGUACGAGUUCGAUGAGCCACCACAUUUUCUGCAGAUCUUCGAGGGCAAGCUGAUCAUCAUGCGGGGACAACGCGGCGAGAUACUCAGCAACGGGAACACGAAGGGAUCUGCCAUGUCUGAGACUUUCCUGCUCAAGGUCUAUGGCGAUGCCACUUAUAAUUCCAAGGCAGUAGAGGAGACCCCUCUGUCAUCGAUCAGCUCCAAGGAUUGUUAUGUGAUCAAGACCAACCAUGUGUGGGUAUGGUGCGGCCAAAGUAGUACGGGAGAUGCACGAGAGAUGGCUAAAUCAGUAGGCGGUAUGCUUGGAGAGAGUUCCCUGGUUCUUGAGGGCAAGGAGACCAAGGAGUUCUGGCAAUCGGUGGCGAUGUACUUCAACCAAACGCUGGUGAUCAAUGGCAACGGAAACUCUUGUUCAAGCAGUACCAGCAGCAGUAGCAGCGGUGCCGGUAGCAUGUGCAACGGCAGUUCCUCGAACAGUGGCAAUAUAUCGCCAACUCUCAGCAACAAUUGCUAUCUGAACACCAGUGUUCCGAGCAAACCGAGGCCGCCGGUUCAAUUAUUUUUGGUCUGGUGGCAGCAGAGUGCACUGAGGUACGAGGAGAUACUCGGCUUUGAGCAGCAGGAUCUCAGUGCCGACUGUACCUAUAUCCUGGAUACGGGCACCCUUACAUACGUCUGGCUGGGCUCACAGGGUCCAAAUCAGGAGCGAUACACGGCCAUCGCUCAGAGCUAUGUGCAGAAUGCUCCGUUCGGGCGCCGAUCUGCCACAGCCUUGGCGGUGGUCAGGCAGUUCCAAGAGCCGAAUGUAUUCAAAGGAUUCUUUGAGUCGUGGCAAAACGAUUAUGGAAAGAACUUCAUGUCCUACGAGGCAAUGCGCAAGGAGCUUGGUACUGCAGUUCCCACCACUGGUAACAUCACAAAUAAUGGAUCUGCCUUGCUUUUGAACAACAGACAGAAGGAUUUCGAUGGUCACAAAAAGUACCCGCUGAUGGUACUCACCCAGGAGAUGGACAUGUUGCCAUCAGAAAUAAAUCCUCUUAAGAGAGAGGUUCAUCUCACCCACGAUGAUUUUGUGUCGGUUUUUAAAAUGUCAUUUUACGAAUUUGACGAGCUGCCGAAAUGGAAAAAAAUGGAGCUGAAAAAACAGUUUAAACUGUUUUAACUUGUUGAGAUGCGUAUGGCGAUAGCGCACUGUAUAUAAUCCCUACUUAUAAUGAAUACACUGAAGCAGCAGUAAGCAGUU
Messenger RNA from Drosophila serrata, 3121 nucleotides. It is a transcript of the gene qua, whose product is annotated as villin like protein quail. Gene Ontology annotation, biological process: barbed-end actin filament capping; cytoskeleton organization; actin filament severing. Gene Ontology annotation, molecular function: actin filament binding; phosphatidylinositol-4,5-bisphosphate binding. Gene Ontology annotation, cellular component: actin cytoskeleton; cytoplasm. The record is from RefSeq and is a predicted model, not a curated record. Lineage: Eukaryota; Metazoa; Arthropoda; Insecta; Diptera; Drosophilidae.